Molecule: messenger RNA, 3401 nt
Organism: Oncorhynchus tshawytscha (Chinook salmon)
Lineage: Eukaryota; Metazoa; Chordata; Actinopteri; Salmoniformes; Salmonidae
Product: transcription factor Sox-9-A
Exons: 3
Coding region: 379-1854 (491 amino acids)
Biological process (GO): positive regulation of chondrocyte differentiation; oligodendrocyte differentiation; heart development
Cellular component (GO): nucleus
Molecular function (GO): RNA polymerase II cis-regulatory region sequence-specific DNA binding; DNA-binding transcription factor activity, RNA polymerase II-specific
Source: RefSeq, a predicted model, not a curated record
GAUUUCAGUUCAAAGCACGCACACGUUCUGGAGAUACUAUUUGGAGACAGACUAGAACACUUUCUCUUUUUAUCUGAAAAAAAAAGUUGCCGCAAAUCAUCAGCUGUUGCUCGAGUGUGGAGACGCCUGCAAACAAAACUAGGUUAUUAUACAAUAUUUUAGAAAGGCAUAUGCAUAAAGACAUUCUCCAAAAGGCUUUGUGCAGUUGACUGCCUCAUUGCAGGAGCAAAUAACGUCUACUGUUACUUUUGAUCCACUUUUGGACAUUUUAAAUACUUUGGUCAAACUUUUCCUCGUGUGUAAAGCAUCUCUAGGGAUCUCACCCUCAAGAGCCGUACUUUCAUAUUUUGUGCGUAAUUGUUCGACAACAUUUUUCGUAUGAAUCUACUCGACCCCUUCCUGAAAAUGACAGACGAACAAGACAAAUGUCUCUCUGACGCACCGAGCCCGAGCAUGUCGGAGGACUCUGCGGGAUCCCCGUGCCCUUCCGGCUCUGGCUCAGACACCGAGAACACCAGACCUUCAGAGAACGGUCUGCUGAUGGGUCCGGACGGUCCCCUCGUCGAGUUCAAGAAGGACGACGAUGACAAGUUCCCCGUGUGCAUCCGCGACGCUGUGUCCCAGGUGCUGAAGGGCUACGACUGGACCCUGGUGCCAAUGCCAGUCCGAGUGAACGGAUCUAGUAAGAACAAGCCCCACGUCAAGAGACCGAUGAACGCGUUUAUGGUUUGGGCGCAAGCCGCUCGGAGAAAACUGGCUGAUCAGUACCCUCAUCUGCAUAACGCGGAGCUGAGCAAAACUCUGGGGAAACUAUGGAGGCUUCUCAAUGAGGGAGAGAAGCGUCCGUUCGUGGAGGAGGCAGAGCGCUUGAGGGUACAGCACAAGAAAGACCACCCCGACUAUAAGUACCAGCCCCGGCGAAGGAAGUCCAUGAAGAACGGACAAAGCGAGUCUGAGGACGGCAGCGAGCAGACGCACAUAUCGCCAGGAGCGAUCUUCAAGGCGCUCCAGCAAGCUGACUCUCCAGCCUCUAGCAUAGGAGAAGUGCACUCCCCGGGAGAACACUCAGGCCAGUCCCAAGGGCCCCCCACCCCUCCCACCACACCUAAGACCGACAUCCAAGUGGGAAAGGUGGACCUGAAGCGUGAGGGUCGCCCCUUACAGGAAGGCACGGGCCGUCAGCUCAACAUUGAUUUCCGGGAUGUGGACAUCGGUGAGCUGAGCAGCGACGUAAUCUCCCACAUCGAUACCUUCGAUGUCAACGAGUUUGACCAGUACCUGCCCCCCAACGGUCACCCAGGCGCUCCUGGCACUGCCGCUGGCCAGGUCUCCUACAACGGUACCUAUGGCAUCAGCAGCUCCGCAGUCAGCCAGGCAGCAGGGGGCACCGCAGGGCACAGCUGGAUGACCAAGACCCAGAGUCAGCAGCAGCACUCCCUGACCACGCUGGGUAGUGGAGGGGAGCAGGGCCAGAACCAGAGGACCCCCACACACAUCAAGACAGAGCAGCUGAGCCCCAGCCACUACAACGAUCAGCAGAACUCCUCCCCCCCGCAGCACGUCACCUACGGCUCCUUCAACCUGCAACACUACAGCUCUUCCUCCUACCCCUCCAUCACCCGCGCCCAGUAUGACUUUUCUGACCACCAGGUCGGCACCAACUCCUAUUACAGCCACGCAGCUGGGGGCCAGGGCUCAGGGCUCUACUCCUUCAGCAGCUACAUGAGCCCCAGCCAGAGGCCCAUGUACACCCCCAUCGCAGACACAACAGGAGUGCCCUCCGUGCCACAGACCCUCAGUCCCCAGCAUCACUGGGACCAGCAGCCAGUGUACACACAGCUCUCCCGGCCCUGAGGACACAGUCAUCUACACACAGACUUACAUAGACUGAUAGACAUGCCCAUCUUGCAGAGGGAGACUUUGUCACAACAUUCCAACAUCUAGCUCCGAGCAAACAGACACUUGAAUUUACAACAGAGGAGAAGACAACAAAGAAGAAGAAGGAAAGCUGGACUUGAGAGAACUGAAAUUAGACCAGAAUGGCUCACAACGUGCCUUUUUUUGUGUAUUGAUGAAACAUAUUUUGAGCAUUGAGAAAUCCUCUGUGAGGACUGUUUAAAUUGUUGAUAUUUUUAGUAGGUACUGUGUAUGUUUUCUUACCUUUUUUACUCUGGCAGUUUGCUAUUCUGGGGGAUUUUAAACACAUAUUUGUAGAGAAAAAGCUUUAUUUCUAUCCAGUUCAGCAGUAAACCACAGUAGUGCAGUUAUCUAUUCUAUGGCCUCAAUUCUCUGGUGGAAUUUUUUCUAGGCAGUAAAUCUCUGUCCUUUUUUGGUUGUGUUUGUUUUUGUUUGUCUUCCUGCAGUGCAUUGUGCUUAUAUGUGCUGUGCCAUCCAACAAAAUGAACUACAUUUGUAUUUGUGCAGUUGAGGGUUUCUCCAUCAAUGAUAUAUUAUGAUUAUAGCACGUUCUUAGAUGUAAUCAGGGGCAUGCUGUGAAUGGCAAGGGAAGAAGUUUGGACGUUAUCGUUUUGUGCAGGAGAUUCCACCCUUUUGCCCCGUUAGUGCCUAGCAUAUCAGAGGUUGGGUGAUAGGAUGUCUGUGUCAGAGUGUGUGUGCUACAGCACAUACUAUAGAAGAGAGAAGCCACAGCUGAGAUUCUACUUACCGUCUGACAGCAUGUGUUUGACAGCCACAGGAAGUGCCCUUUGACCUCUCGGGCGUCCCCUGCCGUCCACCAUCACGCCAGUGUCGUUUUACAGCCCCCUGUCUGAUCCACCUCUCACCCCCUCCCGCCCCCUCUCAGUCUUAACCCUUUAAUUUAUUUAUUAGCUUAAUUUUAUUUUCAAAGUAAUUAUUAUUUAGCAUUUUAUUCUUUAUUUUAUAUUUUAUACAAUUAAUUAAUUUGUCUUCAAAAUAAGUUACCUUCUGGAUAUUAAAUGUCAUAUAAACCGGUCUUUUUAGCCGAGGGGGUUUACUUAAAAAAUGACACAAACUGUAAUCAUCAUGGUUUAUUUAACAUAUGUAAAUGUUUCUAUUUUAAAUGUUUAAUUUGUCAUUUUUUGUUAUCUAGUUGUGUACGGAUUAUUGUUAAUUGUGAAGUUUGGAUUCUAAACUGGAAAUACGUUUUGAGCAUAAUGACAAAGUUUUACAAUUAGUUAUGUUUACGCUGUGGCUAAUAUGUUUGUGUUAUUAGAGGUACCAGCAUCCCUGUCUUUUCUAAGGACUUUUUUUAACGUCCUGACACAUACAGUACUAUCUCAGUACUGAUGUUUUUUUUCUGAAGCAUCUGAACAAAUUGUCAUUUUCUUCAGCUAGCUUAACAUGUUACUGUACUGUCUUAAAAAGAAGCUUAACUUUUGUAUUAUAUUUGCAAUAAAAGAGAAAAUACUCUAGAAACAAAA